AUGCCUAACGCAGAGAGCCGCAGGCUGUUUGUUAAGGACGGGCUGAUGGUGUACGUGACCAUGUACCACAAAGGCAUCAGGCAGACCAGCAAUGCCAAGGUCAUUUACCGCUACCUGCCGCGCGAAGUAGGCGAGCUGCUGUUCUACUACCUAGAGGAGACGUGGGCUGGCCCGCAGCGAAGGAAGAAGCAGCGGCUCGUUGACGAAGAUGAGGAGGAGGAGGACAGAGAGGGAGUUAGAGAGGAAGAAGAAGAAGAAGGGGGAGAAGGGAGCAACAAAGACGAGCGCAGCACCCAGACAGGAUUAGGCAGGAAACGCAAGCGAGCAGCUGUAAAGAAGCCGCAGCGGUGGGACAAGGACAUCCUGAAGGCGCUCAACUGGGCCGACAACGAGGGAGAAGAAGACGUGGAAGACGACCCGAUCGAUCUGGGAUCCGGGCACAGGUCCAAGUUUGCUGGUCAGAUCUACGGCAGGCCUAUAGAUGAGUCGCCUUUUAGCAUUAUGGCGCAGCAACAGGCACUCUGGCAGGUCAGCAUCGCCUGGCACUGCUUUCUACAGUUCAGCUCAACAUUAAAGACGCCGCCCGCAAAGGGGACCCAGGCUGCUGAAGCUAGAAAGGAGGCGGUAGAGGAACAGUUCCGGCGCUGGAAGCAGAUGCGGAGGGUGGACGUUCAGGCGGCGCUCGAGCGGCUGCAGGGGAAGGGCAGCACGUUUAGAAGCGUGCAGCAGCCCGCUAUAGAGGCCAUCAUAAAGCAGAAGAGCCCUGUAGUGGUAAUCAUAGGCACAGGCAGAGGCAAAAGCGCAACAUUUAUGCUGCCGGCGUCGUGCUCCACCAGCGUCACGAUUGUGGUCGUCCCUGUGGUUGCGCUCAAGCAGAACAUGAUAGAUCGCUGCAAAGCUGCUAGGAUCAACUGCGUCCUGUGGGACAGCCAGCGGCCGCACGAGUGGGCUUCGAUCGUGCUGGUGGUGCCCAAGUCCGUAGCCACGCUAGCAUUCGAGCAGUUCAUUAACCGGCAGCGAUCUAUAGGCCGGCUGGACCGCGUUGUUAUCGACGAGUGCCACACCAUACUGGACUCGGUCAAGGGCUGGCAGACCAAGGUGCUGAAGCUGCGCGAGCUGGUUAAGGCGGAAACGCAGCUCGUGUGCUUGACGGCGACGCUGAAACCCACGGAGGAGAGCGAGUUCAUCCGGCUGAUGGCGCUGCCGCCAAAGGAGCAGUGCGAGUGGUUUCGUGCACUAACAAGCCGGCCCAACCUUGCGUACAAGAGCGAAGCCGACGUGCUGGCGGAGCUGGUAGAGGAGAAGAAGCAACAGUACCUGCUGCCCGGCCAGAUUGUGGUGUACACCAACUCUAGAAAGAAGGCGCAGGGGUACGCUGCAAUGUUGGGAGCUGUCUGCUACCACCGCGAGGUGGGCACGCCAGAGGAGAAGCUGGAGAUCUUGCGCCAGCUCACAGAAGGGACAGAGCACGUGUUUGUGGCGACGAACGCGCUGGGGCUAGGGAUCGACAGAGAGACCGUCAGGGCAGUCUUGUUCGCUGGGUCGAGGAACACGCAGAAAAUGCGCGACAUGGUGCAGAUGGGAGGACGUGCAGGCCGCGGCGGGCUUCCCAGCGAGGUCAUUUUCAUCAGAGGCGCCACGUACAGCCCGCAAGGCAAGCGAUACGCUAGCGGCUGGGCCAAAGACACAGAGGAGGGUGUGCGCGAGCUUGUUGAGGGUGACGGCUGCAUGAGAGUCAUCAUAGACCGCGAGAUGGACGGAAACCACACCAGAGAGGGCUGCGAGCCAGGAGAAGAGCCGUGCGGCUGGUGCCAGUUGCAGGUGCACAGCGCUGGAGCAGAGGUAGAAGCAGCCGUGGGCGACGAGGACGAGACAGAGAGGGCCGAGUUCAACGCCCAGCUGCAGGCGCGCAGGAACUUGAGCCAGCAGGAGAGGGAGCUGGCGUCGCGCGAGCAGCAGGAGGUGCAGAGGCUGGAGGAGAUGCUCAAGUCUUAG
Molecule: messenger RNA, 1995 nt
Organism: Ascochyta rabiei
Lineage: Eukaryota; Fungi; Ascomycota; Dothideomycetes; Pleosporales; Didymellaceae
Exons: 4
Coding region: 1-1995 (664 amino acids)
Biological process (GO): double-strand break repair via homologous recombination
Cellular component (GO): chromosome; cytoplasm
Molecular function (GO): four-way junction helicase activity; ATP binding; nucleic acid binding
Source: RefSeq, a predicted model, not a curated record